Molecule: messenger RNA, 1705 nt
Organism: Pseudopodoces humilis (Tibetan ground-tit)
Lineage: Eukaryota; Metazoa; Chordata; Aves; Passeriformes; Paridae
Gene: PIGW
Product: phosphatidylinositol glycan anchor biosynthesis class W
Biological process (GO): protein localization to plasma membrane; GPI anchor biosynthetic process
Cellular component (GO): membrane; endoplasmic reticulum
Molecular function (GO): glucosaminyl-phosphatidylinositol O-acyltransferase activity
Source: RefSeq, a predicted model, not a curated record
CCCCCGGGCCCGACUUUACCCCCCGAGCCCGCUUCACCGGGCCCAGAUUCACGCCUUGGCCGCUCCGGGCCGGGGCCGUGAGGGCGGGGAGGCGGCCCCGGGCCCCGCCGGCUCUGUCCCCACACCGCCAUCCGUCCCCCCGCUCCCGAGGAAGAAGAAUGUCCCAAAAACAGCUGAAAGAAGCCUUUAUCAGCAACCUAAACGGAACGAGUUUGCUGGAAAUUUCCGCAGGCUUGUCCCUGCCUCCGCUGUGCCUGCUCUGCAGAGGGCUCCUCCUGAUCCUGUACUACCUGCACCAUGGAAAACCUGUAAGCUCAAGGAAGUACAGCCUGCUGCUAGACUUCCUGGUGCUGGUGUCUCCUCUCCUGUUCUCCUGCACUGUCUUGUCUCCAAUCAUCUUUUUCAUACCAGUUAUCCUUGCUGCCUUCUGUGCCGGAAUAUUUUCCAAAAUAUACAGCCAGAGAAAACUGGAGACCAGAGUGCCCUUCGGGCAAAUUGUAAAAGAAUUUCAGAAGGCAUACUUGGAUCCCGAGUGCAUUCCAGCAAUAACUGUGUUCCGUGUUUAUGUCAACGUGCUGACAUCCAUCAGCAUUUUGGCCGUGGAUUUCCCGCAGUAUCCCCGGCGAUACGCCAAGGCCGAGACCUACGGCACCGGAGUCAUGGAUUUGGGGGUGGGAGCCUUUAUCUUUGGAAAUGCUCUUGUUUGCCCUGAGGUUCGACAGAAGUCUCACACGACACAGCCCAGAUUCUCCAGUCUGGCCAGGCAGGUGUUUUCCGUGUGGCCGCUGAUUUCCCUUGGCGUGGGGCGGCUGCUGAGUGUUAAAUCCAUCGAGUACCACGAGCACACCUCGGAGUACGGGGUGCACUGGAACUUUUUCUUUACCUUGGCGUCGGUGAGACUCACAGCAUCUCUGCUUUUGGCCAUAUUCCCCAAACAUAAGGCUUGGCUUGUGGCACUAGCUCUGGCUGUGCUUUACCAGCUGCUCCUCAGCACUACCUCUCUGAAGACGUUCAUCCUGCACGGCAGCGAUGGCAGGGACUCCCGGCUCGGCUUCCUCGAUGCCAACCGGGAAGGGCUGCUCUCCCUCUUUGGCUACCUGGCCAUCUACCUGGCGAGCGUGCAGGUGGGGCUGUGGCUGCUGCAGCGCAGGAGCUCGGUGAGGGGCUGGCUGCAAGCCCUGAAGGGGCUGGCUCUGGCCGUUCUGGUGCUGUCGGUGUUGCUGCAGCUGUGCCAGGCGUGCACGGAGCCCGUGUCCCGCCGCGUGGCCAACCUGCCCUUCUGCACCUGGGUGCUCGCCCACUGCCUGCUGCUGCUGGGCUUUUUCGUGCUCACUGACCUCGCCUUGGUGUUCACAAAGCUGCUGGUCGAGGGGUCCAGCGUGCCCUGCUGCUGGAAGGUUGUGCAGCCCCCUGAUUCCAGGAAAAAGGGAGUGGAGGCCGUGCAGGUGGGAAGGCAAGACAAGCUGUCACAGCUAUGCCUGAUUAGCGCUAUUAACAAAAAUCAAUUACUGUUUUUCUUGCUAGCGAAUGUUAUGACUGGUGCUGUGAACAUCCUGAUAGACACAAUCCACAGCAAGGCUGCCUUUACAUUAUGCAUACUGCACUUGUACAUGUUUUUUAACUGUUUAAUUAUGUAUAUAUUGCAUGCCAGAAAUAUAGUAUUAAAGUUUUGGUGAUUCCACUUUGGCUGAGUGGACUAGCUGGA